Molecule: messenger RNA, 2873 nt
Organism: Cryptotermes secundus
Lineage: Eukaryota; Metazoa; Arthropoda; Insecta; Blattodea; Kalotermitidae
Product: zinc finger protein OZF
Exons: 4
Coding region: 34-1320 (428 amino acids)
Biological process (GO): regulation of DNA-templated transcription
Cellular component (GO): nucleus
Molecular function (GO): RNA polymerase II cis-regulatory region sequence-specific DNA binding; DNA-binding transcription factor activity, RNA polymerase II-specific; zinc ion binding
Source: RefSeq, a predicted model, not a curated record
UGUAACAGACAUGGUGGACAUGGAAUGAAGUGAAUGUGUACAAUUAUUGUUUUGACGUUGUUUAAUAUAUGUUUUAGAAAAAUGGGCAGUCCCAACCUGCAUAAAAUAUGCCGGUUAUGUAUGUCACAAACGGGAGUGAUGGUACAAAUCUUUGAAACACCUGAAACAAAAGAGCAAUCUGUCCCGUUGCCAGUCAGAAUAAUGAUGUGUGUUUCUAUUAAGGUAAUGGCAGGCGAUGGCCUCCCUUCGAGGAUAUGCCGUCAAUGUAUUCGUCAACUGGACAGGUGGUAUGCUUUCAAACAGAAAUGUGAGAAUUCAGAUGUUGCACUGCGUCAGUUUGCCAUAAAACUAAAGCCUGAAUUGGUCUCUGUAAAGGAUGAAUGUGAAGAUACAGAUGGUAUUGGUAAUUAUAAUAAUAAUGGUGAUGAUGAUGAUGGAAUUGAAGAGGCUGAAGAUAAACUGAAGAUAGAAUUAAAUGAGGAACAAGGCAGUUUAGAUAUUGAUACAGAUGAUAAAUAUGAUGAAAAUGAUUCGUUACAAUCACAAAUGAAUUCCUCAGCAGAAGAAGGUGAUGGCUCAGGUCCUGGAGAAGAGGUGAGUCCACAAGGAGGGAGAGGCACUGCCAAGAAGAAACGGUCAGGGAAUCGUACUCAUCAGUGUGAUGUUUGCCAAAAAGUGUUCACACAGGCUGGAGACCUUCAGAUUCAUAAACGCAUUCAUUCAGGAGAACGACCUUAUAUCUGCGACAGCUGUGGGAAAAGCUUUCCUUCAUCAUCAAAUUUAGCUCGGCAUAAACGCACACAUUCUGGCGAACGUCCAUUUGCAUGUCCACUUUGUGCCAAGCGCUUCUCAGUUCGUAGUGCUCUGCGGGAACAUGAGAAUGUUCAUUCAGGUAAAAAACGUUUUUUAUGUCAGGAAUGUGGGAAAAGUUUUGCUCAGAAAGGUAAUUUGAAGAUUCAUGAAAUGCUUCAUACAGGGGAGAAACCACAUGCUUGUCAGGUAUGUGGAAAAUGCUUUGCUCUUCGUGGUAAUCUGAAGGACCACCUUAAUAUUCACUCACGUGAACGUCCCUUCCAGUGUAUUCAGUGCUCUAAAAGGUUUACACAACGCUCCACUCUCAAGGAACACCUAAAAGUGCAUUCUGGGGAACGACCAUUUCCAUGCCUUCUUUGUGGCAAAAGCUUUGCAUACCGUAAAACAUUAAAAAUACACAUGAACAUUCACACUGGGGAAAAACCCCAUCAGUGUCAUCUUUGCAGCAAGAGUUUCUCUGAGCGCAGUCAUGUAAAGCGACAUAUGAAGAUACACAGCCUUGUGUAACAUUUUAUUUGCUUUUAAUAUUUGCUGCUGCAGUAAUGAUGACAGUAUUAAGAGACAAAAGGGAGGAAAAGAACUGAGACUGUAAAUGGUCAUGGCAUUUGGAAGGUGCAGGGUUCAAGUCUCUGUCUAGAGAUUGGCCAUCCUUAGUGCCGUAUUUUUUUGGCUGUCCCCGGAGAACCAUCUUGCUGAUGUGUAGAAACAUUUUUCGAAGAAACAUGGAAGCAGAAGGUUGGAACUCUGAGACUUCUUUAAAUUAAGAUGAGCUACAGUUGAGUGAAUAUUGAGCCAUGAAACCUUAGCACCUGCUCUGCCACAGUGUGGGAAGCGUGCUGUAACACCUUACAGCAACAGUCAGAAUUACUGGGCUUUUUGUACUUUGUCCAUCAUCUGGUAUUAUAAAAACUAGAGAACAAAACGUUUUGGAAACUGGAUCUGUUUCCAUCCUCAGGAUGGAGCAUUCUCUGUAGACCACUGCCUGACAAUCACUAUUAUACUUUGUAGGAGUGAACUGUAAUUAUGUUUCCAUCACCAUAAGCCCAACACAAUAAUAUAACACCCCCUGCAACAUCAACUUUAGUAUGAGAUGAGAGAUCUUUGCCCAACCUGAUGGUCCAUGUUCUUGAGGAAAGAGCACCUGGUAUCUCUUGAAUAGGAGGCUGAAUGAGGCCCAGAGCUCGUUCCAGACACAGUGAUGAACAGAAAAUGUACCAUUGCCAGAAAUCAAACCCUGCUCACCCAGUCUGUAGACAGUCAACUGAAUGAGCUGUCAUGAGUCUGUAUAGAUUACAGAAACUAGUAAAUAUUAAUUUAAAAUAUUUAAUUUGCUGUAUCCAAGGCAAACAGCCAAGCAGUCAGUGAGGAAGCAGUGGGCUGGUUGAAUAGACAACAGUAAUGUAAUUUAAAUGUUCUUAGAACCGUGGUUGUACAGUUUCAGGGGUUUAGUACCAUGUUAGUUGUAGCUGUCAAGUGCUUUAUAUUUCUUUUGGCCCAGAGGGAGCACAGUCUCACAGUGCAGCCUCAUCUCUUAUCCUCUCCUCUCUCUAGAUCCUACCCCAGUCCACUGACGGCCAUACUCAUGAUGACCACAAUUCAGGCCAACUCAUCUUCAUACACAUUUCGUGAUAGUUUGCCUUGCUACAUAAACUUAUGUACAUAGGGUGAGGUUCAGGUACAGAGUCUACUCAUGCGUCACUAGCAAAGAUAUUUUGUGAGACCAUAAUAAAGUGAAUAUUGGUUUGAGAUUUGGAGUUCUCACAGCAGUAGCUAUUACAGUUACUGACAUCUGAGAUGUGAUGCCAUCUAAACUGGUAAGCAGGUACAUAUCUCCUAGAACAGGGUUUCCCUGGGUGCCCUGAAGCUUUCUUCCACAGGCCUCCAAAAAUGCUAAAGGUCUGAUUAUAAUACAAGGUAAUUCAUAAGUCCCUCCAGAACUUCCAAACUUGGCAGUGCCACAAGGAAGACAGACACACCAGAAAGGAGCAUGUAAGUAGAUAAGGAAUCUCUCCAAGUUUGUUUGGGUAAUAGGCACCAUGGCGUACUUGCAGGUUUCACCA